Messenger RNA from Cladophialophora bantiana CBS 173.52, 1584 nucleotides. RefSeq lists its product as uncharacterized. The record is from RefSeq and is a predicted model, not a curated record. The transcript has 6 exons. Lineage: Eukaryota; Fungi; Ascomycota; Eurotiomycetes; Chaetothyriales; Herpotrichiellaceae. The coding region runs from base 1 to 1584 and encodes 527 amino acids.
AUGAUACCCAGGGUAUGGACAGAGAUCGUACGAGAGAAGCGCGAGACCAGAUCCAAGGUUAUCGAGACCUUCUUGGGCCACGACAAAGGUGACGAGGGUACUACUGGAUUUAUCCUUGAAAUCGACAGAGUUGAGGUCUUGCAAAGGGCGCUCACGAAUGGGAACCUUUGUGCUCGCGAUGUCAUUCAAACUUAUAUCAGAAGGGCGGCAGAGGUGCAUCAACAGACAAACUGCCUGACAGAAGUUUUUUUUGACGAGGCGAUAAAGGAAGCCGACAGGCUAGACCAAUAUUAUCAGCAACAUGGAAAGCUAAUAGGACCCUUACACGGAGUUCCUAUAACACUAAAGGACCAAUUUAAUGUGAAAGGCGCCGAUUCAACCAUUGGGUAUGUAUCCAGAGCAUUCAAGCCGGCUACAGAAGAUGCGGUUCUGGUCCAGAUUCUCAAGGACUUGGGCGCGGUGAUAUUGGCAAAGACAAACCUCCCACAAAGCAUCAUGUGGUGUGAAACUGAGAACCCAAUUUGGGGCCUGACCACGAAUCCAAGGAAUCCUAAAUACACCCCUGGUGGCUCAACUGGUGGUGAGGGUGUGUUACUAGCGCUUCACGGCUCAAUGAUUGGGUGGGGUACUGACAUUGGAGGAUCUAUUCGGAUACCCAGUCAUAUGAACGGGCUAUGGGGGCUCAAACCGACAAGUUCUCGACUACCGUAUCAAGGAGUCCCUGUAUCAACAGAGGGGCAGGAACAUGUUCCUUCCGCUGUGGGUCCAAUGACGAGAAGCCUGUCUUCACUCACAACAGUUAUGCAACAUGUGAUUGAGCAGAAGCCUUGGGUAGCAGAUCCCAAAGUGGCUCCUAUUCCAUGGAGACGAGAGAUCUACGAUGAGAUCCAGUCGCGACCUCUGACUAUAGGAGUGCUAGCGGAUGAUGGAGUGGUGAAGGUUCAUCCACCAAUAGAACGCGUACUCAACCAAAUGAUAGCAAGAUUGAAGCGCUCGGGUCACGAAAUCGUUCCGUGGGAUAAUUCAGGGCAUCGCGAAUGCAUCGAGAUUAUGGAUUUAUUUUACACCGCCGAUGGAGGCGAAGAUAUCCGGAGAGAAGUUCAGGCUGGGGGAGAGCCUUUUAUCCCCCAUGUUGAGGCUUUGAUCAACCGGGGCAAAGCAAUAUCGGUAUAUGAAUACUGGCAGCUGAAUAAUCGAAAGAUCAAGGCCCAAAAGGCAUACAACGACAAAUGGAAUCACGCAAAAGGCUCUGUAUCAGGGUGUAAUGUCGACAUAAUUCUGAUGCCCACCAUGCCUCACACAGCAGUUCCCCACCGAACGUGCCGCUGGGUCGGAUAUACCAAGGUUUGGAACUUCCUUGAUUAUACAGCACUUUCAUUUCCUGCUGGAACUGUGGAAGAAACGGACAAUAUCCACACGGAGGGCUACGAGCCUCGCAAUGACUACGACGCAUGGAAUUGGAAGCUUUACGACCCAGUUACCAUGCAGGGGCAUCCAGUAGGACUUCAAAUAGUCGGACGCAGAUUUGAAGAGGAGAAAGUCCUUGGGGCAGCAGCCGUCAUACAAAAGCUCCUCAAGGCAUAA